This is a messenger RNA of Pocillopora meandrina, 2515 nucleotides long. The record is from the annotation of a GenBank genome assembly. Lineage: Eukaryota; Metazoa; Cnidaria; Anthozoa; Scleractinia; Pocilloporidae.
AUGGGAAUGCAGCACUUAGAGGAGAGAAAGGUAAGACCUGCAGAGAGUAUGUAGAAAUAAAUGUAAAGGUAAAUUUUCCAACCUUCCAUUAGAAAUGACUGCUCUCAAGAGAUUACAAACAGUUUAUGAUCUCUUGCUGCACUAAAUAUAACGCGGGCAGUUCGAGGUUGUGAACUGCUGAUCUUUUGCAUUUUGGUAUAGGCCACUCAAUCCCUCGUGAGCCUCUGUCAAGCAAAACAUCUAAAAACGCGUGCAAUCCCAGCUUGUAAAUUAGCUUCAGGACACAAUGAGGAUCUUUCACACCUUUGCAUAGGCCACUCAAUCAUUGAGCGUGUCUAAGCAAAAAAAUUAUACAUUGUCUUCUCUCGCAGUUUGUCCAUCGCGACUUAGCAGCGAGGAAUAUUUUAGUUGAUGCCAACUUGGUGGCUAAAGUUGGAGACUUUGAAUUAGCCAGGGACAUAUCCGCUGCUAGUAGAUACGCCAUGACCAGCGUAAGUACGCUUUGCAAUCAAAAUCAGCUAAAUCUACCAAAACGAAGAAUUGAUUAUAAUAACUGUAGCAACAAUUAUUUUACCCAACCAAACAGGGGAGUUUCGUGACAAACAAAUCGGAUUCCUGUUUCGUGGUCGUCCGAUUUUCUAAUCACUCGUAUGACUACAGACCGAAUAGGACUCCACUCAGUCUUAUUACCAUUAUUAAUUAUGGAUUAGUUUCUAAAUUCAUGAUUAUGUUAACAACAAUAAUUAUAACGGUCACAGUAACUAUCACUCAGAAUUUUACUGGAAAUUAAUAAUGAUUACAAACUAUCAUAUAUCUCAACGUCGAAAAAGAACUCGCUUACUAUUAAUGAAUGCAUCUUUCCGUUUCAUAGGUCAUCCGCUUCCCAGUUUCAAAGGGCAUUGCCUGUACUACAAACAGUAGCUUGCUCACAUUAAUCUAUCUUUUCAACAGGGCAAGGUUCCAUGGAGAUGGUCGUCGUUAGAAUCUCUACGAGAUCUGCAUUUUACAUCCAUGAGUGAUGUGUAAGUUUCAUUUUCAUUUCUGUCUCUUGACUUCGAAUCGGAAGUACUGCCUAGUUGAAAGGAUUUCCAAAAAAACACAUCUGCUUUGCGCUCUGGUAUAUUCCUUGGAGCAUUAUUAUGGUCAUAUCUGGGCUUCCUUUUUACGUUGUUUGUCCGUCUUCAUGUACAUGUACAUGCAUGGUGUAUCUAUACCUAUUUGCAUUUAUGGACACACCAUGGGAACUUAGUAUGACUUAAUGAAUUCCUUCCUUCCAAUCGGGCAUCAUAUGCACAUAUUAACUGAUUGAAAUAAAUACCACAGGCAAAGUCCACAUAAAAGGAAAGACUCAACAAAGUUUUGAGUGAUGUAAAUAUCCAUUAAACACUAAAAGAAUACAACGAGACUCGAUCUUUAAUCAAUUCAGCGCUAAUAGUUCGAAUUCUUUUUUCAUUGAAGUUAUUAACCCUUUCACUCCCAAGAUCUCAUUGUUAAUUCUCCUUACUGUCUGCCAUAAAAUUCCUUAGAUUUUAUUCGGAGAAUUUGGAAUGGUUUUAACAAAUAAUCUCCUUGAUAUAUAUAUUUUUUAUCUUAUCACUUGCCUGCUUGAUAUUGUAUUGAUAUUGUAAGGAGAAAUUCUGUCUUAUAGACACAAGUAUCUUCAUUUUGGCAAUGAUUAUUGCCAGUCAAACGAAACUGAACAAGAUGAGAAGACCACCUCUAGGUAUAGGUUGUGCUCGUAUCAAACAUUUUAUACGUGCUAUAUCUUAUUUGUCACAGUGCUGCACUUAAUUUUAUCUCCCUAAAUCAGUCACAUAAAGUCUUAGCAAGUCUCUAUUUAUUUACAAAGUUAUUGCUGAAGUACUUAUUGUCUUAAAUGAUAUUUUUAAAAAAAAUGAAAUCGUUAAAUCAUAUCUUAUUUCCGCCAAACAGGUGAGUUGCCAUACCCUGACAUCACAUCACCAAUUGCCUUAGUAACUCGACUUGCUUCAGGAUACCGGAUGCCUCGUCCCGACCGAUGUUCAGAAGAACUGUAAGCUAUAAAGUCUUAAAUAAUGCUAUUGAAAUUAAAUUGAGUCAUUUAAUAUGAAAAAAGGCUUCAAAUAAUGGACGUUUACUUUCCGAAUUCUUUUAAAAAUAAUUGAAAAGCGUUUUACUCUUCCAGCAAAGUCUCGCAAGAUCCGCUGACACCCACUUUUUCUCGUUGAAAAUCAAAACAAUGCAUUGAAUCAGCAGUGAUGGUUUAAAAACAAUUUGUACAUCAAAUCAAAUGUCACAUUCGGCCAAUAAGUGAUCUUUCCGAUGAUCAUUGUCAUGAGUUCAAAAUCACCUCUUUGCACCCUUUUCCACGCUUGGUAUGGUCCAUUCAGAUGCUGGGAAUAUCAGCUGCAAGACAAGUUAGCUGUAUUUAAUUUUUAGAUAUGAGCUCAUGAGUUCUUGUUGGAAAGAAAAUCCUUUGAUGAGACCAGCCAUUUCGCGGAUCGCUCAACAGCUGAAGAAUUUUUGCGUGAAGUGA